Coregonus sp. 'balchen' is the source of this 9761-nucleotide messenger RNA. The record is from the annotation of a GenBank genome assembly. NCBI's taxonomy places the organism in Eukaryota, Metazoa, Chordata, Actinopteri, Salmoniformes, Salmonidae.
AUGGAUGGUUGUGUGGUCCGUCUCCACACAGUGAAAUUCAAGCCCAAAAUAGAUGGCAGCAGAGGUGACUUUACUGCCCAGCCCAUCAAAGUUCACUUCUACGAGCUGCUGGGAAUCAGUGAUGCCACGGAGCUCGUUCCACAGGUACUCGCAACUCCUGCCACUCCCCUGCACGCCUUUGCCUUCUUAUCGAGACAUACUACCUCAAUCACAUUGAAGAACUUGUGUGCAUCUGUCCAUCCCCUCCCUGCCAUAGCACCCCUUUUCCGCUGGAAACAGCACAAGUGUCAUCAUACCCACAGAUUCUUAUGAUGAAUUCCUCUCACAGGCAAUCAGAUUAAUUAUAGAGGGCAGUCCAAAUGCAUCCACUCUUCUGGGACCACUAAAAAUAAAUGACAGUAAUGCCUGGUUCUGCCAAAGGGGUUAGGGAGUGUUGCUGAGAAGCCAAGAAGCAACAUAUAGAAAACUUGCCCUUACAGUGGCUUGCGAAAGUAUUCACCCCCUUGGCAUUUUUACUAUUUUGUUGCCUUACAACCUGGAAUUAAAAUAGAUUUUUUGGGGUUUGUAUCAUUUGAUUUACACAACAUGCCUACCACUUUGAAGAUGCAAAAUAUUUGUUAUUGUGAAACAAACAAGAAAUAAUACAAAAAAACAGAAAACUUGAGCGUGCAUAACUAUUCACCCCCCCAAAGUCAAUACUUUGUAGAGCCACCUUUUGCAGCAAUUACAGCUGCGAGUCUCUUGGGGUAUGUCUCUAUAAGCUUGGCACAUCUAACCACUGGGAUUUUUUUUCCCAUUCUUCAAGGCAAAACUGCUUCAGCUCCUUCAAGUUGAAAUAGGUUCUGCUGGUGUACUGCAAUCUUUAAGUCAUACCACAGAUUCUCAAUUGGAUUGAGGUCUGGGCUUUGACUAGGCCAUUCCAAGACAUUUAAAUGUUUCCCCUUAAACCACUUGAGUGUUGCUUUAGCAGUAUGCUUAGGGUCAUUGUCCUGCUGGAAGGUGAACCUCCGUCCCAGUCUCAAAUCUCUGGAAGACUGAAGCAGGUUUCCCGAAAGAAUGUCCCUGUAUUUAGCGCCAUCCAUCAUUCCUUCAAUUCUGACCAGUUUCCCAGUCCCUGCCGAUGAAAAACAUCCCCACAGCAUGAUGUUGCCACCACCAUGCUUCACUGUGGGGAUGGUGUUCUCGGGGUAAUGAGAGGUGUUGGGUUUGCGCCAGACAUAGCGUUUUCCUUGAUGGCCAAAAAGCUCAAUUUUAGUCUCAUCUGACCAGAGUACCUUCUUCCAUAUGUUUGGAGAGUCUCCCACAUGCCUUUUGGUGAACACCAAAUGUGUUUGCUUAUUUUUUUCUUUAAGCAAUGGCUUUUUUCUGGCCACUCUUCAGUAAAGCCCAGCUCUGUGGAGUGUAUGGCUUAAAGUGGUCCUAUGGACAGAUACUCCAAUCUCCGCAGGGUUAUCUUUGGUCUCUUUGUUGCCUCUCUGAUUAAUGCCCUCCUUGCCUGGUCCGUGAGUUUUGGUGGGCGGCCCUCUCUUGGCAGGUUUGUUGUGGUGCCAUAUUCUUUCCAUUUUUUAAUAAUGGAUUUAAUGGUGCUCCGUGGGAUGUUCAAAGUUUCGGUAAUUUUUUUAUAACCCAACCCUGAUCGGUUCUCCACAACUUUGUCCCUGACCUGUUUGGAGAGCUCCUUGGUCUUCACGGUGCUGCUUGGUUGGUGGUGCCCCUUGCUUAGUGGUGUUGCAGACUCUGGGGCCUUUCAGAACAGAUGUAUAUAUACUGAGAUCAUGUGACACUUAGAUUGCACACAGGUGGACUUUAUUUAACUAAUGAUGUGACUUCUGAAGGUAAUUGGUUGCACCAGAUCUUAUUUAGGGACUUCAUAGCAAAGGGGGUGAAUACAUAUGCACGCACCACUUUUUCGUUAUUUAUUUUUUAUAGUUUUUUGAAACAAAUUAUUUUUUAAAUUUCACUUCACCAAUUUUGACUAUUUUGUGUAUGUCCAUUACAUGAAAUCCAAAUAGAAAUCCAUGUAAAUUACAGGUUGUAAUGCAACAAAAUAGGAAAAACGCCAAGGGGGAUGAAUACUUUUGCAAGGCACUGUAUGUUUGAUCAUCAGAAGAUACUGUAUGGUCGUGCAGCCAAGUAUGUAUUCUCAUUCGUAUGUGUGUCGGUUGUGUGCAUGUGUUGCUGCUUGUGGUUUACCCUCAUCCUAUUCAUGGACACACACUGAAUAUAGUUUUCUCUGUGAAGUUCAUUUUUUUGCGAAACCACUGUAGAUGACUAAACAAAUGAUUGCAAUAGCUACAGCAGAAUAGGAGAGAGAGAGGGAGGGUAGAGAGAGCGAAAGGGAGAGAAAAAUUGCGUACAGGUGUUGGAUCUUAUUUUGACCAGUAUUGUCGCAGCAAAAUAAUCCUGCAGCAACAGGAUUUGAACGUUUAGUCCAUAAUGUUGCUUGACUGGUGGUUAGGCUAUUAGCUGGCAAAAUUUAGGCUACAUGAAAAGUGCAAUAGUGUUAAUAUAACCAUGUGUUAGUGCAGGUUUUCAGUGAAUUUAUGUGAAUCAUGAAGCUCAUCUGCAUUUCAUUCUCAGCAACAAAAGAGUGAUCAAAUUAAGAUCUUACAACUGUACACACACAAGUGCAGGCACACACACCUUCUCCCAUGAUCUCUUUCUUGUCACCCAUGUCAUUUCCUCUCUUUCAUACUUCAGUUUUCAUUAUGAUAUUCCGUCUUUCCUCCCCUUCGUCUUCUCUGUCUCCCAUUUCCCUGGCUUUUCCCCCCUCUUAUGAGCCUGUCUGUACAGAUGCUGAUUUUAUGCAUAUAGGUCAUAUUAUCAUCAAUAGUAUUCCUCCUGCCUCUGGCCUUUACUUGUCCCAGAACUCUCAUUCUUAAUUGAUUGUGCUUUAAAAUCCGGCUAAAUCUCAGUGUCUUGGAAGAGUAGGAUAUGGAAGGGUGGGAUAUUUAUUCAAUUUAUCAAAUAUGGCUAUGUGUGUGUGUGUGUGUGUGUGUGUGUGUGUGUGUUCAUGAGUCUGUGUGUGUUUUCCAUAGGUAGAUAAUAAGGAUAUCCUGAGUUCAGUGGUUGCUCUGUUUGAUGUGUCUCUCCCUGAUGUUGGCCCUCGAGACGUCCAUGACACGGUACACAGCCAUGGAACGCACACUAUUAUCCUACUCAGGCAACAGUCAGGUAUACUUCACUUUCUACAGUAUGUUCAUUAUUCACACAGUUAAAGUGGGCCUUUUUGGAUAUAGACAUCAGAAAUCUCUGUUCUAUUAAUGUCCUGCUCCAUCUCUGUCUCAGCAACUCUCUCUCUCUCUUUAUCUCUGCACCUCUCACUCUCCCCCCUGCUUCUCUCUCUCUCCCCCUGCUCCUCUCUCUCUUUCUCCCUGCUCCUCUCUCUCCACCCCCUGCUUCUCUCUCUCUUUCUCCCUGCUCCUCUCUCUCCCCCUUGCUUCUCUCUCUCUCUUCCCUGCUCAUCUCUCUCUCCCCCCUGCUCCUCUCUCUUUCUCCCUGCUCCUCUCUUUCCCCCUGCUCCCCUGCUCCUCUUUCCCCCUGCUUCUCUCUCUCUCCCUCCCUGCUCCUCUCGCUCUCUUCCCCCCUUGCUCCUCUCUCUCCCCCUGCUCUCUCUCUCUUUCCCCCUGCUCCUCUCUCUAUUUCUCCCUGCUCCUCUCUAUCUUUCUCCCUGCUCCGUCUCUUUCCCUCCUGCUCCUCUCCCCUCCUCAUCCCCCCGGUCUUCUCUCUCUUUCCCCCCUGCCCUCUCUCUCUUUCCCCUGCUCAUCUCUCUCUCUCUUUCCCCCUGCUCCUCUCUCUCUCUCCCUGCUCCUCUCUAUCUUUCUCCCCCUGCUCCCUCUUUCGCCCUCUCCUCUCCUCCUCUUCCCCCCGCGCCUCUCUCUCUCCUAUUUCUCCCUGCUCCUCUCUCCCCCCGCUCCUCUCCUCUCUUUCCCCCCGCUCCCUCCCCCCCCCCCCCCCCCCCCCCCCCCCCCCUCUCCAGAUGUUUUAGAAGAGUACAGAAGCAGAACACUGCCCUGUCCUAGACGGGAACCUGUGAGCUCCCCUGUCCCUGCAGUGGUAAAUGGGGAUAGAGAAUCAGAGGGGCGAUACCUCCAAGUAUUCAGCGAAUCAGAAGACAGUUCAGAUGACAGCGCUGAUGAGCAUGAAGAAGGCGAGGAGGGAACAGAGCCCAGGUACAGUGCUACAGUAACUCAUGCAUCACAUUGCACUGCCUCUGACCCACUGUUACAUUGGCUCAUAGUACUGUAGCACUCCUGAAUUCUAAAAGCUCUUCUUGGUAUUAGCAGGUGUACUGCCCUUUCAAUGAUGCUGAUCCAUGAGCUUACACUAAUACAUGAUGGAUCCUUAUAGCACUGACUUAGAAUGCCAGUGUCAGUCUCACUAAUCCCUAAACAAUUCAAGCAUUUAAGACAAACGAAUGAACAAACAAACAAAUGAACAAACAAACGAAUGAAUGAAAUAAGGGAUUUACGCACAUUGGAGUCAUUUCCAAAUGCAUUGCCGUAGUGAGUGCCAUGGAAAUUAUAUUUAUUGGUCUGAAUUCUGGGUUGAAUUGACCACCAAUUCUAUGAAUAAAUAAUGAUCUGUGGCAGGCCAUUUUCAAACAACUAUAGUUCAUCAGACCAACAGAAAGCUGAAUAUAAAGGUGGAUCCUCAGGGGAACCAUAAAGCUGAUAGGAUUGUAUGGUGCUUAAAUGGGAUGGCCUGAAAGACACUUACAAACAGAAGGGGCUACAAGAACCCCUGCUCUGGAAUAACAGGACAUGGCAGACCCAACUUUUACCCUAAAUCCAAUUAGAUUGUAUUUUUUAUUUUAAUUUUACUUUGAAUUCACGUUAGUUGACAAAUCAAUCAAAUGUAAAUCAAAACUAAACGUUGAACUGACGUCUGUGCCCAGUGGGUUGUAUCGUACUGUGUUUGAGUGUAUUACAUACGUUGUGGCAUGGUCUCAGUGUGUUCUCAGGACUGUGAAUUGUCAGCUUGUUGUGUCAAUAUCCUCCAGUGUGUGUGUUCAUGUGCGCAUAUAUGUGGGUGUGCGUGUGAGAGUGCAUGUGUGAGUGUAAGUGUGUUGAUAGCUGUAAGGUUGUGUCUCUGCAUUUUGAUGUGAUGCUAAUGGACAUGAAUGACAAAUGAGGGCAAAGUAAACCCAAGGCGAGACCCGGCUAACAAGAGCGACUCUAUUAAAGAUAAUGAGAUUAAGGGACUUUGAGGAUAUCCACUCCCAAGGCUGACACUGCUGUCAGCCAAGUGCUCUGACUUGUCCGACUAGAGCUUAGCUUGCCCAUCCCUGCAGCAGAGCAGAGCAGAGCAGGCCAUACUAACAUUAGCACUGAUGCUCUGGAGAUGACAUUUCCUGGAAGGGAGAGUCCAUAUAAAAACACCUACUACCCAGUUCCUGCCUGUAGGACAGCUGUAUGACAGGGGCAGAAACAAACCUAUACCGAACAGUAUGAGGUUACUCUAUUACAGAGCACUGAAGCACCCCAAAGUAUAAGGUGAUGUGGUAGAGAGCUGAAACACUACUGCUCAGAGCUUUUAGAGCAUGGAAACAUUAUGAUAUAUAACUGUGCGUAGACACCGUUUUGCAGAUUGAUUAUCAGACAACAGAGACAUGGCUACAUAUCUUCUUGUGUUUUAUAGUGAAAAACCUUGUAGUGUUUGUUUACUAGCUUGUGUGCCUCAGUGUGUCUCAAUAGCUUGUGUAACAGUCUGUCGUUCAUAGUGACAGUUGUCUUCAUUGUGUCUGUUCUUUUAGGCCUAGCUUCUAAGAGCGUCUUAUUACGUAGCCAUACCUUUAUUCCUCUUAUAGUAGUAGAACUAUUUGGCCCAGUCAGUCCAUCUCUGUGUGUCUAACUGUGCAGUGUUCCAUCCCCGCAGGUCUGCGUGGGAGACCUUCUGUACAGGGCUGGAGGAGUUCCUGGCCAGGGCACGGGAGCGGAGGGCACAGAGAGAGGCUCCAGUAGAAGACCAACAGCUCCCGCUCACAGCUGUGGGAGCUGAGUCACUCAUCGUAGGGGCUGCAGCGUAUGAGUUAAAGACAUUGUGAGUAGCAGUAUGAGGGCAGGCAUAAGACAUCAGGUACACAGGGAUAUGCAGUACUUUGGUAAAAUGAACAAAGAUUACAGUCAAAAUGUAACAGAGGAAUAUGAUCCUGGGAGAGGUGAUGGAGUUUUCGGUCAAAUUUUGGGACAGGUUACACCAUCGUUUCCCAAACUCGGUCCUCGGGACCCCAAGCGGUGCACGUUUUGGUUUUUGCCCUGACACUACACAGCUGAUUCAAAUGAUCAAAGGUUGAUGAUUAGUUGAUUAUUUGAAUUAGCUGUGUCGUGCUAGGGCAAAAACCAAAACGUGCACCCCUUGGGUUCCCAAGGACCGAGUUUGUGAAACCCUGGGUUACACCCUCAAAGAGAUACUAGACUUUUUGCUGAGCUCUAGCCCAGGUUUUGCCACAGGAACAUAAUUUCCUUGUCUGUCUUCAUCUACAUUUCUCUCCCAAAAUCUGUUUCCUGUUAUUUAUCCUUUUUCAGUUCAAUGUCAACAGCAUAGGAAUUCCUGAGCACCUGUCUCUGUUUUUGCACAGAAGAAAAUGCAUUUACAUCAGGGUAUAAACCAUGUUUUCAACAUUCUAUUUGAACCCACAUUUUUAUGAAUCAGGUAGGACAUAUUAAAACGGAACGUUUUAGCCCCAAGGCCGUCCGGGAGAUGCCCUUAAACACAAUGACCCAGUCAGGAUAGGGAACAGACUGGGUACAGUUUCUAGCAGGCAUUCACAUUUCCACCCAUCCUCUCCUCUUGGACUAGGUGGAUUCCUUCCAGGUUUUUUAAAGAGUGAAAAAAAAAAAAAAGUACAUCUUCAAACUGAAAGAAGCCUUGUCAUUAAAAGUCCCCUUCUGGAAGUCAGGUCUGGGUCCCACCCUUUGAGGCCUGCAUCCCUCCCACACCCUCUCGGCUCGCCUGCAUCUAUUUCCAGAGGAUGGCUGAACUGAACACUGUGCUGAGCUGUGAGGGAGGUAGUGUGUAAUUACCUCCCAAUGAGAGAGCAGCAGCAGCGUACUGCUUCCCUCCCCUCUCCUCUCCCUGCCAAUGGCUUCCACCUCUCCCCUCUGCCAUCCUGAUCCCAGCCUCCACACUUUCACAGUUUGUCCAGUGAAGUGAACAGUGGUGGCAGAGUGAGAAACAGAGGACACAGUGCUCUGCUGCUUUAGCUCCUCACCAGUCCAUUGAACGUGGUCCUUAAAAUAGGAACAGUAAUAUUAAUCCAAUGUGGAAGUAUUACCCCCAGUGGUUACUUAUGGACAUAUCAAGCAGUAUUAACCGAGAUGUUAAUGGCCAUAAGGAGAGGGAUCAACUCAGGCAUAGAUGCUUGCUAGCUAAUAGCCAUAACUGGUGGGCUCAUCACUAAUGCAUACAAUGCAGGAGUAUAAGAGCAUUACUGGUAAUGGGGAUGAUAGUAGUGUGGCCAUCAUGUGCAUUACCGCUAUAGUAAUGGCUAUUGGCUGAAAUAUGGACAUGAGUCGGGAUGACAACAUUGAGUGAAAGCAACCAACAACACUACUGGGAAACAUGAAGGUCUGACCUCUCUUUCACCUUGCCAGGUCAACAGGAGAGAAGGUGCUACAGUUAUCUCUGAUGGCUACCAGGAAGCGCUAUCGGAACUGUGGAGUGGGUCGCUACAUUAUAGAGGUAGGGUGGGGCUGGGGCAUGUGUUUGUCAGCUCAGUGUGAAUAUACAGUAGAGUCUCCCAGUAGCUAUGUGAACCGUGCUUUAGUGAGAACCUGAAAUUAGAAGCAAUUCCCUCUGUGAUGUUGGGCUACACUGGUUUGAAAAAUAGUAAGUAGUAACUUGAUUAAAAAUAACUGCCAGGCAAAGUUGUACAUAAUGAAAGGUCAAAAUACUGUAACCACAGAGCGUGAACUAUACAGAAUGUACAUUUUCUUUAACUAUGAACCAGCAGUCUGUUAUUAUGUCAGGAGUUUGGGUGUGCCAGCCAAAUCAAGGCAGCGCUCUGUCUGGCUGCUGCCACAGUCAUUCAUACAGCCUCUCUGAUGCUUCUCUGUCUCUGUGUGGUUAGAGGCCCCCCUGCUGGCCAUGAGAGGAUUUGCAGAUCUUUACACUGAACUACUACUGUAUGGUUCUACAGUACCUGUCAGUUCCAGUUCUACCAGCAUGUUUUUGAUGAUGGUACACUAUUAUAAAAGCUUACCUUUGUUUUCGUUAUUCCACUGUGGUGGCCAGCUGCUGAAGACCCAGUCAGUGUGUGGGGCAUACGAUGCGUUCCUCGCUCACGCUGACACAGACGCGGUGGACUUCUUCUCACGCUGUGGACUCACUGACGACGCCCUACUCAACGAUAAGUUCAGGUACUGAAACACAUCAUCACCACCACCAGUCUGCAUGUUCAACAUGUUGUUUACAUCUCACCUCUUUCUAUCUUUCAUCAGAGAAGUGAGGGAUGAGUGGACCAACACCACCCUAAUGAGUUAUCUGCCUCCCUUCACCACAGGUGAGCCACCUGACAUUUACCACACAGGGAGCUCAAUACUGGUCAUAUCAAUAAAUCCAGCCUUUACCAUCCUCUCAUUCUCCAGAGUCAGAGAGCUGUAACCCAGGGUUUUCCUUGAUGCUGCCGGAGCUCAAGCUGGAGGUGGAGAUGGCGUGAGUUGAUUAAGCACACAACAUGACACUCCCCCACUGUGUCCAUAGAGACCACCCCUAACAUUGUUUAUUAGAGCAGAGACUAUAUAAAGUAACACAUAGGUUACACAGCAAUGUCUCAGUGUUAUUACAUGGUGUAACAUAAUAAAUAGCAAGUGUUUCUUUAUGUACACUGGCAGAGGAUCAUUAUAACAUGAGACCACACACUAUGAUUGUUGUGCCCUGUCAGAAGGUAAUUGUUGUCUCCUCUAUCUCUCUCAGGAGGACCAAGGCCCUGGCAGCCUAUCAGCAGCAGGCCGUGUGUGUGACAAGGCUGGUCAGAGAGGUCAAGACCCUUAGAGAACAGGUGAGACUAAUCAACCACACCUCCUUUGAGGAUAUUCUAUGGAAUAUACAGCCUGGCUAGAUAACUGUACAUCAAAUCAAAUUGUAUUUGUCACAUGCGCCGAAUACAACAGGUGUAGACUACUGUGAAAUGUUUUCUUUCGAGUCCUUUCCCAACAAUGUAGAGUUAAAAAGUCAGAACAUUUGCAAAAUAAAAAUAAGGAAAUAGUAACACAAUAAAAUAUACAUCAUGUGUUAACACAUUCAGCUGGAGUUACGGAGGAGAGAUGUGGACAACCUGAACAAUGAGUUGAACAAGGAGAGAGACCGACGGCACAGAGUAGGUCCGUUUCACAUAGGUCCUACUCCAUUUUGAUCGGACAUAUCCACAAUGCUGUACAGAAUGUUGAUUUUGAAGCAUUGUUGUGCGUUGUUUGUGUGUACAGAGCGACAGUUUUUGGAGUACAAACUAAGGAAGACACGACAGCUCCUAGAGAGGCAGGUGAUUUACGACUCAGGUCAGUGUGGCUAGCUUUGCCUACAUGUUCUGAUCUCAUUAUUAGUCCUUCAAGCACCCUGUACUGGCCAUACCAAGUUACUGAUAUCUCCACGAAGCUUUGUUGAUAUAUUGAUAUCUAUGUUUGAAUGUGAACAUAAAACAGUAUUAUUUUGCUAUGUUCUGUUUUUUAGACGAUCCCGACCAGAAUGACCCGGAAUCUCCCAGUGAACCCAUCAGUUCCCCUCCCAGUCCUUUGGACCUGUCGCUAGAUGCAGAGAUGUAG